Batrachochytrium dendrobatidis JAM81 is the source of this 3172-nucleotide messenger RNA. RefSeq lists its product as uncharacterized. Lineage: Eukaryota; Fungi; Chytridiomycota; Chytridiomycetes; Rhizophydiales. Bases 36 to 3125 code for a protein of 1029 amino acids. Gene Ontology annotation, molecular function: serine-type endopeptidase activity; protein binding. Gene Ontology annotation, biological process: proteolysis. The transcript is spliced from 14 exons. The record is from RefSeq and is a predicted model, not a curated record.
CUAUACGUUAUCAACUGGCAUACUCGAUAUAUCUGAUGCUUCCUAAUUCCUCAGAAAUGCAUUUGGAUACUAUUUCCAAUGGUAACACUAUGCAACACACUCUCGAUUGUGAUUUGAACCAACGCCAGAAGCGACGAUGCACUGCUGCUGCUGGACUGGAUGAAACUGGCCGGAAUCAAACAGACUUUGUCCAGUCUGCCAUGACCGACACUUCGGCUGAAACCAUCAAUUCUUCCACUAAAACACUCCCUACACCUCACAUGGAUUUGGAUUCACAAUCUUCAGUUCAUGACAGUCACUAUCCACUUCACAAAGAAAUUUCUUUUCCUGCUGCUGAUGUUAAAAUUUCUGCAUACCAUACAGAAUGGCAAACUACCAUCAGCAGUGUUCUUCCUGCGCUGGUUAGCAUUCGCUUUUCCCAGGUCGCAGCAUUUGACACUGAAGGUCCAUUGACUUCAGAAGCUACCGGAUUUGUUGUAGACGCUAAAUUGGGCUUGAUAUUAACCAAUCGGCAUGUGGCCUGCUCAGGUCCGUUUUUGGGAGAAGCAAUUUGGCAUGAUCAUGAAGAAGUGGAUGUAUUUCCGGUUUAUAGAGAUCCUGUUCAUGAUUUUGGGUUUCUAAAGUUUAAUCCAACAGAAAUUCGGUACAUGGGUGUUAAAGAAAUUGAACUAGCCCCUGAUUUGGCACAGGUUGGCCUCGAGAUCCGAGUUGUUGGUAACGAUGCAGGAGAAAAGCUUAGUAUUUUAUCUGGAUCCAUUUCCCGUCUUGACAGGAACGCACCAUUUUAUGGAGAUAUGACUUACAAUGACUUUAAUACAUUUUACCUUCAAGCCGCUUCAAGUACUUCAGGUGGCUCAUCAGGCUCUCCUGUUCUAAAUCUGCAAGGAAAAGCUGUAGGACUUCAAGCUGGUGGACAUACCAAGGCAGCGACUGAUUUUUUCUUUCCAUUAGAUCGUGUUAAACGAGCUUUGGAACUGCUUCGUAAUGAUCAGAUUAUUCCUCGGGGAACAAUUCAGGUUCAGUUUUUACAUCGUCCAUUUGAUGAAGUUCGGCGACUUGGGCUUUGUAAAGAAACAGAGGAAACUGUUAGAAAACUGGAUCCAAAGGAAAUUGGAAUGCUGGUAGCCGAUGUUGUUGUUCCAAAAGGACCUGGUUUUGGAAUGCUGGAUGAGGGCGAUGUUUUGAUUACCGUGAAUGGUCAAGUCAUUACUAAAUUUGUGCCUUUAGAAGACAUUCUUGACAACAGUGUUGGAAAAAGUGUACACAUCAAAGUGGAACGUGGCGGAGAGGAGCUCGAGUUUGAUAUUCCUGUUCAGGACUUACACAGCAUUACUCCUGAUCGAUAUGUUGAGAUUGGAGGCGCAAAAUUAAACAAUCUCUCGUAUCAACUUGCUCGCCAAUACUGUGUUCCUGUGAGUGGUGUUUUUCUUUCCGAGCCAGCAGGAAUGCUACGCUUAACCGGAGCACCAGAUGCUGGAUGGAUUAUCACCACCGUAGAUACUAUUCCCACACCAGAUCUGGAUUCACUGAUUGCAGUCUUUCAAAAAAUUCCCGAUCGAAAACGUAUUCCCGUCACCUAUUACAGUAUUGCGGAUGUGCAUAGUCUUUCCGUAGGAAUCAUCAAUGUUGAUCGGCAUUGGUCAUCGUUUAGAUUGGCUGUGCGAAAUGACAAAACGGGUUUAUGGGACUUUACACAACUUGGAGAUCCUAUAGCGCCAAUUGCGAUUGAGCCUAUGAAUGCUACUUUCCAGCAGUUGGACGAAAGCCUUGGUCCUGCGCAGCAUCUCUUUCAAUCCAUGGUAAAAGUAAACAUGUCUAUUCCUUGUCGUAUUGACGGAUUUCCAAAAUCUAGGAAACAAGGCGCAGGAUUGAUUUUAGAUAGCAAACGAGGACUUGUAGUUGUUGCUCGUAACAUUGUUCCAUUUGCUAUGGGAGAUGUUACACUCACCUUCUCCGACUCUAUAAUCAUUCCUGGUAAAAUCGAGUUUCUUCAUCCGACACAAAACAUAUCCAUUGUUUCAUAUGAUCCACGGCUGAUUGGCACAACUCCAGUAAAAAGCGCGCCUAUUAGUUCGGUAUCUCUUGCUCAAGGCCAUCGUGUUACUCUGGUUGCUUUUAAUCAUAAUCAGCAUCCUAUUUGUAUUGAAACAACCGUGACAGAUAUUAGUCCCGCUACAAUUCCAAUCAAUGCUAUUCCUCGCUUUCGAGCAAUCAACUUUGAUUCAAUUAGUCUAGACACGCCACUUGCACAUCAAUGCUCUUCAGGAGUACUUGCAGAUGCAGAAGGUCGAGUGCAGGGACUAUGGCUGAGUUUUCUAGGCGAAAGGACUUCCUCUGGCGGCGACAAUGAGUAUCACCUUGGCCUAGAUAUUCGGUUUAUUAUUGAUACUAUUCUUCCAAGCUUGCAAAAGGGUGUCAAGCCUCGUUUAAAUGGUCUUUCUGCCGAAUUUGUUCCAAUUCAAAUCUCUCAGUCUCGUAAUAUGGGAGUUACUGACGAAUGGGUCAAAAGAAUUGAAAAGGCAAAUCCCAAACGACGACAAAUUUUCAUGGUAAAAAAAACUGAGACUGGAAUGAAAACUGGGCAGGUACUCAAGGAUCUUGAUCUUGUGUUGGCCAUUUCUGGCAAAGUGGUGACGCUUGUAAGCGAAUUGGAUGUACGCGAAGAUUGGGGCGAGUUUAUUCAAAUGACUGUUAUGAGAAACAAGAUUGAGAUGCAGCUUACUGUUCCUACAGACGAAAUGGAUGGCGAUAGUACGCAUCAUGUUGUGAUAUGGGGCGGCGCAAUUCUUCAGGAACCCCACAAGGCUGUUUUGCAACAAUCCAAAACUACUCCGUCGCGAGUGUAUGUCACUGGUCGUGCACAAGGAUCUCCAGCAUACACAUAUGGUCUUACACCCACUGAAUGGCUUACUCAUGUCAACAACAAGCCUACACCCACUCUUAAAGAAUUUGUAGCAGCAGUCAAAGAUUUGCCUGACAAUUCAUAUGUGCGUGUCAAGACAGUUACAUUUGAUUUGAUCCCUUGGGUCAUAAGCGUCAAAGUUGUUAAACAUUACUGGCCAACAAUUGAAAUGGUGCGUGACGUUACAGAGACUACUGGAUGGCGUAAAAUCGAAGGAGUGUAGUUUUUAGUAUUGUGCUGAACAAAUGAAACCAGUAUUUGAAAUUGCUG